Messenger RNA from Penicillium egyptiacum, 1485 nucleotides. The record is from the annotation of a GenBank genome assembly. NCBI's taxonomy places the organism in Eukaryota, Fungi, Ascomycota, Eurotiomycetes, Eurotiales, Aspergillaceae.
AUGCCAGCACAAUCACUUUCAACUCGAAAUCCACCUUUUGUGCAAGGUCAGAGCAUCCAGGCUGCGAAUUCCUUGUCACUGUCAGAGUUCGACCGCGAAUGCUUGGGUUAUAUUCAGGAUUCAAUCUUGGUCGUAGUUCUCGGAAAGCACUGGCCAUGGUCAACUGUCUCUUACGCGUACCACAAAAUAGCGACUAAAGAGCCUAUGGUCAUGAGCAUGAUGUUGGCUAGUGCUGCGAGGGAGAUCUACCGGUCUAGACUUUAUGACAUGGAGAAUCCCGUCGGGUAUCUGUCGAGCAGUGAACGAUCAGACAUGGAUGGCAGGAUACAUUACGGGCGAGCUUUGUCGAGUCUCAGAGAAGCUCUCAAGCAGGAGGUGAAAUCUCCACAGCAGAUCGAGGCUAUUUUCAUCACACUUUGGUUGAUGAUAGAUUAUGAGAACCGCUUUGGCAGCGGUGCAUCCGCGAUCAAUAUCCAUAUCCGCGGUAUUGAGACACUUCUCUACAACCACAUUGUCCCUUUGCUGCCAGCUGCCAUUGCGGAAAGUCAAGUCCUCUUGCAGCAACCUAAAGCCAACAUAAACGUUUCUUCUUUGGGUGAAUAUGCAAGCAAUACAGACUCUGCUACUCUUGCUCCACCUGCAGGGCCGAUGGACGGACUUGGUGGCACGUGCGUCCCCCUUUUCCUUCUUUUGACACUCUACUUCUUCACUCCUGCAGCUCUUUUCUUUGGCUCUGGAACUGCACGGCUGGACACGGACAUCUUUCGGUUCUUCUUACGAUCUGAGGCCGGAAAUACUGCGCCUAGCCUUUCGGAUCUCUACAGGCUGAGCAGGCAGUCCCCUUCCCGCUUCUGGGGCGAUGGAUACCCUAUGUCGUCGCAGCUGGAUGAUUUAGAAAAUCUUCCGGGCUUGACACUAUACCACCGUAGCCAUGUGGUUCAAUUCGAAAUUACAGAAAUGUUCAAACAUAGUUCUGGUCCAGAUAUCAGCUUCGAGGAAGGUUCUCCAUACCAGCGGAUCGCCAGAGAAAUAAAGACACUGUCCAUUGAAUAUGAUACCCUCCUCACCUCAGCCAAAAUGGCCACCUCCUGCGAUGUCGCUGGCGAUCGUCGCGUUAUGGAGACCAUUUUCUGGUCAGCUAUCACAUAUUACGGCACAGUUGUCUAUUUUCAUCUCUGCUUCGAAGAUCUCCUGACCGGUCGGCCCGAGUUACAGAGCUACAAUCAAAGCAUGCUUCCUCUAACCACUGCCGUUUCCUUAGUCCUUGAACUGAGUUUGAAACUGCACCGAAGCCGGCCACGCCUUUUAGUCCGGAUUACCUGGCCAUUAUUUAUCGCAGGCAUCGCAACUUCAGACCGAAUUUAUCAAGACUGGGUGUCUAUUCGGCUACGGGAGCUUGGAAGAUACGGGCAAAAUUAUGAUCGGAUCAGUAGACGCUUUGAUGAAAUUAGCCAGGGAGAUCACUCUCACUCUUACUUUCAUUGA